UCAGGACCAUGAGCACAGCCUUCCCUGGGACCCUCCGAGGGCUGAGGAUGGCUGUCCGGCCCACUCCCCAGGGCGCCCCUCGGACGGCUGCAUCCUCCUAGCGCCAGGACGGAGGGGCCAUGCCAGGGGAACGGCCCCGAGGAGCACCAGCCCCCACCAUGACAGGAGACCUGCAGCCCUGCCACAUUGCCAGCAGCCUGGGGCGCCCCUCCCAGGCCCCACUGGAGGACCACAGCCCAGCCAGCAGGACUACCAAGGGUGUCAGGGAAGUUGGCGGCCGGGCCCAGGCCAUGGAGCUCCCCGAGGCCCAGCCAAGGCAGGCCAGGGAUGGGGAGCCCCAGCCCCCACCCCUGAGAGGCCAGGCCCUGAGCAGCACCCCUACGAAGGGGGGCAGCCCCCAGACACCGCCGGGGAGGAGCCCCUUGCAGGCUCCCUCAAGACCGGUGGGCAAGGCAGACGGCAGCCCCCCAAAGCACUAUAGUCUGAGCAUCGCCGGCUCGAGAGCCAAGGCCACCCUGGACCAGAUGCCUGAGAACCCACCGCUGGAGGCUGCCCAGCCCCCAGAGGUGGAGGCCCUCCGGGGCCCUGGGACGGGAGCUCCCCUCAGGCCCGGCCUCUCAAGGACUGAGGCCCAGCCCACUGCUGAAGAGCUCGGCUUCCACAGCUGCUUUCAGGAGACACGCUCCAGCUUUACCUCCAUCAACUAUACCUCACCAAGCGCCACACCCAGGCCCCCAGCCACAGGGCCCCCCCAGAGCAGGGGCGCCAGCCCCCUCCAGCCCAGCCCCUAUCCUGAAUUUCAGGCCAGUGGGGCCGACUCCUGGCCUCCCGCUGCUGAGAAUAGCUUCCCAGGUGCUAAUUUCGGGGCUCCCCCUGCCGAGUCAGAGCCCAUUCCCACGGGCAGCAGGCCCAGCGGCAGCCCCGUGGGGGCUUCCUUCCAGUUCCCCUUCCCAGCUCUGCAUGGGGCUGGUGCUAAACCCUUCCCUGCGAACAUGGCCAGCCACGCAUUCACCGACGGGCCCCUGGUGUUUGCCUUCCACCAGCCCCGGGGAGCGUGGCCGGAAGAGGCCAUGGGCGCUGGCCCAGCCUACCCACUGCCCACCCAGUCUGCACCCUCACCCCUGCCCUGCUACCAGGGCCAGCCAGGUGGCGUCAACCCCCACAGCAACCUCAGUGGUGCCCUGUCUCCGCCUGGAGCUGCUCACUUGGCCCCGAGACCCUUCUCUGACACUUUGCACAAGAGCCUGACCAAAAUCUUUCCCGAAAGACCACGUCCAGCCCAGGAUGGGCUGGGGAGCCCAAGGGAGCCCCCUAGCUCCCUGCCCCAGAGGCACUUCCCAGGGCAGGCGUAUGGAGCCAGCCGGGUGGACACCAGCCCAGGGCCUCUGGACACUGAGCUGGCCACCCCAGGGCCCGCACCCCCUAGGCUGCCCCAGCUGUGGGACCCCACAGCAGCCCCUUACCCCGCAGCUGCCAAGGGCCCCCUGGCUGCCACCAGGAGUGCCUUCUUCAAUGGCCAGCCCAGCCCAGGCCAGCGGCUCCGCCUCUCACAGAGUGCACCCUUGCCGUGGCCCCAGGCGCUCCCGACCGCUGGGCCAAGCCCCCACGGAAUGGAGAUGCCGAGCCGGCUGCCUUUCCCUGCUGGGGCCCCUGAGUGGCAGGAGGACAGCCACAGAGCCCUGAGCACUGCUGGCAAGACACCGGGACCCGGGGAGAAGCUGGCAGCCAUGAGAAGUGGCCCGGACGCCUCCCCCGCGCUGUUCACCUACAAUGGGCUGACAGACCCCGGAGCCCAGCCCCUGUUCUUCGGGGUGGCCCAGCCCCAGGUUUCACCCCACGGCACACCCAGCCUGCCCCCACCCAGGGUGGUGGGAGCCUCCCCCAGUGAGUCCCCACUGCCAUCACCGGCCACCAACACGGCCGGCAGCACCUGCUCUUCACUGUCGCCGAUGUCCAGCAGUCCAGCCAACCCCAGCUCAGAGGAGAGCCAGCUCCCCGGCCCACGCGGGCCCUCCGCCUUCUUCCACCCACCCACUCAUCCCCAGGAGACGGGCAGCCCCUUCCCAUCCCCGGAGCCCCCCCACUCCCUCCCCACCCACUACCAGCCAGAGCCGGCCAAGGCCUUCCCUUUCCCUGCAGAUGGGCUGGGAGCUGAGGGUACCUUCCAGUGCCUGGAGGAGACCCCAUUCCCCCACGAGGGCCCCGAGGUGGGCCAGGGAGGGCUGCAGGGUUUCCCCCGGGCACCACCGCUCUACCCUGCCCAGCACUUCUCCCUCAGCAGCGCCAGCCUGGACCAGCUCGAUGUGCUGCUGACCUGCAGGCAGUGUGACCAAAACUACAGCAGCCUGGCAGCCUUCCUGGCACACCGGCAGUUCUGCGGCCUGCUCCUGGCCAGGGCCAAGGAUGGCCACCAGCGUUCCCCGGGUCCCCCUGGGCUCCCCUCGCCCACCACUGCCCCCAGAGUCCCCGCCAACGCACAUCCCGGCAUGCUCAACCACUCGAAGGCCUUCCUGCCGGCUGAGGAUGUCCAGGCCGAGGGCAAAGACGACCCCCUGAGAACCGGCUUCUCACCCAGCCCGGCCGCCAUCCCCUUCCCGCUCCCCGCCUCGGACCUGGACAUGGAGGAUGACGCCAAGCUGGACAGCCUCAUCACCGAGGCGCUCAACGGCAUGGGGUUCCACUCGGACAGCCCCGAGAUCGACAGCAGCUUCAUCGACGUCUUCGCAGACGAGGAGCCUUCCGGCCCUAGAGGUCCCAGCACUGGACAGCCCCCUAAGACGAAGGCAGAGGUGACUCCGGAGAACAAAGCGCCACCCCCACUCCCAGCAGCCACACGAGACCCCCAAGCUCCCCGCCCUGGGGACAGAGGCUGCCCAGCCCGAGGCAGGCCCAAAACGCGUUCCCUGGGUCUGGCCCCCACGGAGGUGGACAAGCCCAGCCAGGGCAGGCAGCAGAGGAGAGGGAAGCAGUUGAAGCUGUUCCAGAAGGAUCUGGACACCAGAGCAGCCGAGGGGCUGGGUGGGGGUGGCAGAGCCGCCCUGAGGCCCAGGAGGAGGAAGGGCAGUCGUGGGCAGCGGCCCCCACCCUGUCCCCGGGACCUUAGAACUCAGGCCCCCGAGAGCCAUGUAGACCCCACCCCCGAGGGCCAGAGAGCCGCCACCCUCCCUGAGGAGACCAGGACCUCCCCACGCCUCCGACUGCCCCCCAGGAAGGACUGCAGGAGGAGGAAGGCUCGGGACGGCGCUUGGGGCAAGGACCUCAUCCUGAAGAUAGUGCAGCAGAAGAACAAGCACUACCAGCGGCUGGGGCGGCAGGUGGGCAGGCGGGGGUCCCUGGCGGCCGAGAGGCCCCAGCCCCGUGCCAAGGACCGCAGGCUCCAGGAGUACGACUACGCCUCUGAGUCCGAGGAGGACCAGCCUCCUCCGCGGCGGGGUCCUGGCUUCAGAGGCCGGAGGUCCCGAGGUGAGAAGAGGAAGGAAGUGGACUUGACCCAGGGUCCCAGAAAGGAUGGAGAGCAGCAGAAGCACAGGAAGGCAGUGAGGCAGGAAGCCGGCGGGGACAGAGCCCCCCACAACCCCGAGGAGCCAGGCAGGCCUUGCCCAGACCCCAGCAGGAGCUCCGAGGCCCACGGCCCACCACAAAGCCUGGAGGCAGGAGCGGCUUCCAGGGAGAGAGGCCCCAAGUGUGCUGAUGACCCCUCACUGGCCCCCAAGGAUCCCCUGCAGGUCCCCACCAACACCCAGAGCCCCGAGGAAAACCACCCACCACUGGACUUCCCCCAGGAGGGCAAGGAGCCUGAAAUUGUCAAAGGGUCACCCGUGGACAUCACAGAACUCACAGGGGUUUUGAGUUCUUCUCCAGCCAGCUGUGUGGAAGGAAGCCCCAGUCUCCUGAUUCCAGAGCAGCCGCAGCCCAGCAGACAGGACAUGGGCAGCCCCAAGCUAUCGGGAAGCCUCUCCAACAUGGCACCCCACACCACUGUGGCGCCCCACAGGAGUGCACCAGCGCCAGGCCUGGGCAGCCUGCUGGAUGGCCCUGGGUGCACAAAGGCCCCCAUCUCCUGCAACAGAGAGGAACCCCCUGCCCACCAUCCUGCAGAAUUUCUGGCACCCAUGGCUAACCCCUCGAGUACUGCCUGCCCCAAACCCGGCAUUCUGUCUUCAAAGAUCUCCGGUUUUGGCUGUGAACCUGCUGGUUUUAAUGGAGACCCCGUGGGGGUUCCAGUUGCCACAAAGGGGCCUCAGCCCUACGGCAGCCCCCACAGUGAGUUGUUCCUUGGACCUAAAGACCUGGCUGGCUGUUUCCUGGAAGACCUGCACCCCAAGCCCCCAGCCAUGGACACCCCACCGACCAGCAGCUCCUGCCUUUGCCAGGACGGUGAGGAUGCUGGCCCCCUCGAGCCACUGCUGCCCAAGAGCCUCCCCGGCAUGGCCGGGACAGACCCAGGCAGAGCCACAUCGCCACUGACCUUGGAGUCCACGUCCCUUUUUCCAGGACUGCCGCUGGGCAGAUUCGACCCACCCCUCUACAGCAGCGUGUCUACAGACAGGGACCCCCAGGUGCCGUUCACAUGUGCUCACCCUACCCAGAAGCAGCCCCCAUCAGACCCACCGUUCUCCUCUUUUUUGCUGCUUGAAGAAGUACCCCCGAUGCUGCCCGACCAUUUUCCUGAUCCCUCAGGGGGAAAGGUGCUCAGUAAGACGUGUCCCCCUGAACAGACAGCAGCCCCCGGAGCCCCAGUUUUGCCUGGAAAGGGUAGUGGAUGUAGCGUUGCUCGUAUGAGCCACCUGUCCGAGGACGAACUGGAGAUCCAGAAAUUGGUCACCGAAUUAGAAAGUCAACUGCAAAGGAGCAAAGACACACCUGGGCCCCCAAGGGAGCUCGGAGAACCUGAGUCUGGGGGCAGGGUGGAGCCAGGCACGGGCAUGGGCACAGAGGCACCCUCCCUGCUGCCCACCUGCCAGGCCACCAUGCCCCACAAGGACACACUCUCAGUCACUGCAGAAUCCACUGCACCUCAGGAGGGUGCAGGACCCGCUGUGGCCACCAUGGAAGGGAUUCAGCAAAGGCCCACAGCGACAUGGCCCUGCCCAGCUUCCUUCCACCCAGGAAACUCAGCCCCCAUCUCCUGCGCCCAAGAAGACCUGGUUUCUGGGUCUCCUUUCAGCCCCACGGGAGCCAGCCUCCAUUUUCAGCUGGUGCAGAAAGCUGGGGUCUCCAAGACUGGACUCCACCGGGCAGAAGGGGACAGCGGGGCUCCCCAAGAUGUCUGCUUGCCUGGAGGGGACAUUGGGGCCCCCCAAGAUGUCUGCUUGCCUGGAGGGGACAUUGGGGCCCCCCAAGAUGUCUGCUUGCCUGGAGGGGACAUUGGGGCCCCCCAAGAUGUCUCCUUGCCUGAAGGGGACAGUGGGGCCCCCCAAGAUGUCUGCUUGCCUGGAGGGGACAGUGGGGCCCCCCAAGAUGUCUGCUUGCCUGGAGGGGACAGUGGGGCCCCCCAAGAUGUCUCCUUGCCUGAAGGGGACAGUGGGGCCCCCCAAGAUGUCUGCUUGCCUAGAGAGGACAACGGGGCCCCCCAAGAUGUCUGCUUGCCUGGAGGGGACAGUGGGGCCCCCCAAGAUGUCUGCUUGCCUAGAGAGGACAACGGGGCCCCCCAAGAUGUCUGCUUGCCUGGAGGGGACAGUGGGGCCUCCCAAGAUGUCUGCUUGCCUGAAGGGGACAGUGGGGCCCCCCAAGAUGUCUGCUUGCCUGAGCCCAGCAAGCAGCCAGGGCCACCACUGGAUGCCAGGAGUUUAGCAAGCCCUGGCCAGGAGCUUUCAUUUCCUAAAAAUAAGGAGGUCACCAGCUCACAAGAAAGUGAGGACACCCUGCGGCCGCUUCCCUGUGAAAAGAGAGGAUGGCUUUUCCCAGGACCCUGCACCGCAGAUGGGCCCCGCCCAGAGGCCCCCACUCUGGAAGCCUUCAGCAGCCCUGCAGUCCACCUGGCCCCUGACUUGGCAUUUCAGGGUGACGGGGCCCCACUGCUAGACGCCACCUGGCCUUUUGGUGCCCGUCAGAGCCAUGCUGCCCAGGGACAUUCUGCAGGCAGAGCAGGCGGGCGCCUCUACCCCGCAUCAGGGAGGCCUGGCGUUGAGGGUAAUGAGUUUGCACCAGCGGGGGCGUCCUCGAUGAGCACCCCCCGGGGCGGAGGGGCUUGGUUUGUCUCUGAGCCAAGUCCCGCCUGUGUGUCUGACACAGGUCCCAGCAGGAGGUCCCAGGACCCAGCCUCAAGCCCCCUACGUCAGCUCUCGAUCCUGGGGCCCGGAGCAGCUGAGAGUAAAGAUGGCACCCCAGCCUUGCAAGAGCCAGCACCUGCUGCCCAGAGCCCUCCGCGAGGGAACCCCUCAGAUCUGGAAGGGGGCACUGUGAAAGGAGGGAAGGUGGCCUGUGGCCCCGCCCUGGGCCCUCUGGAGGGCGUGGAGGUGACGACUGUCCCUGCAGUGGCCAGGCAGCAGCUGGGGCUGGAGGCAGAUGGCCAAGCUGAGAAAACCCAGGUCCAAGGCAGAGCCAGCCGGCUUCAGCCAGUGAACGGAGGGGGCCCAGGGGGGGCAGGUAACCUCUCCUCCGUCAAUGCCAGUCCCAAAACAGCACUGGCCAGGCCUGCCACGGGUGCAGUCCUGCUAGAGAAAUGCGAGGGAGUUAGGGCAGCCAUGAGCCUUCAGGGCGAGGCCCCGCAUCCUCCAAGCCUCCCGUCCCCAGAUAGGGAGUCCCUGGCGCUAGCCUUGACCCACACCCAAAAUGCACCUGAGGGCUGCGCUCUACAGAGGGCAUCCUGCCUGGGCCUGAACAAGCCAUUGCUGGCCACGGGGGAUAGUCCAGCACCCUCCAUUGGGGACCUAGCCGCCUGCGCCCCCUCACCCUCUCCUUCAGCCACCCCUAUGCCCUGCAGCCUCGGGCCCCUGCCCCAUGAAGACCCCCCCACCUCUCCCUCCAGUACCACCAGAGCCCAAGGUGGGCUGAGGAGGCAGCUGCCAGCAUCUCCAUCCUGCAGGGACCCUUCCAGCCCCCAGCACCCACUGGCCUAUUCUCCUACCCAGGCGCCUCUGGAAGAGGCAGAUGCUAUCCCAGCCCACACAGAUACUGGGGCUGGGGAUCCCCCGGUGGCUCCCCCACCUUUGACCACAAGCCCGUGUGAUCCUAAGGGAGCCCUGGCUCACUGCAUCCUCCAGGGGGAGGGCAGCCUCCUGGAAGAGCCUUCCUCCCGACGUCCUGGCUCAGUCAGUGCCGUAGCCUACACUCACGGCAGGGGCAGCCCUGAAGACAGCACUUUAAGAAUUCCAGAGGAUUCCAGAAAAGAGAUGCUGUGGGAGUCUCCUGGCCGAGCCACCUCUCCUCCCCUGGCAGGGGCUGUUUCCCCCACCAUGGCCCUGAGGGCUGCUGACCUGUCCAGCACUCUCACCAAAGAUGCGCCACAGGCAGGCAGAGGACCCCCAGGGCUGGAACCCCAAAGCAGGGGAACCCCAUCCCACACCAAUCCUGACAGGAUACCCAGAGGCCACUCAUAUUCACCAAGCAAUGCUGCCCUCCUCGGCCAUAGGGAAGCCCACGCUGUCACAGCUGUGCCCACUGAGUCUCCCAUACCACCGGGUGCAGGGACGGACUUCCCCACCUGCCUGGAAGGUGAGGCAGGGACCAGCAGCAAGGGGCCGGAGCACCCAGGGACCUCUGAGGCUGGGCACUCUGGUGCUACCAAAGUGCCCAGCAUCACCUGCCCUUCCGCAGGGCUCUGCUUGGGCGUAACCACAGCUCCAAGCAGCACAGCAAGUGACUUCCAGUCUGACUCCCCCAAAAGCCACAGAAAUGCCUCCCACCAGACUUCUCAGGGGGACACCCUCCGUCCCCAAGACCUCAAACAGGGGCCUCGUGGCUAUAAAAAGAAGCCAGUGUCUACAGAGAACGGCCAGGCUGCACUCGGGCCUGUGACCUGUGAGAUCUGCACAGCUUCCUUCCGCUCCCGGCCGGGCCUGAGCCGGCACAAGGCCAGAAAGCACCGGCCACGCCCGGGAGCACCCCCACAGCCGAGCCCAGCGGCCCUGCCUGCUCAGCAGCCUCCGGGGUCCCCAACCCAAAAGUGCCAGCCCCCCAGAAAGAAGAGCCACAAGGCACCUGGGAAGGAGAGACCAAGCCACGUCACCCGGGGCUUGAAGGAGGUUCUCAGGACACCCGGCUCCGCACCCAGCCAGCAGCAGCACCCCCCAAGCCCUGCUGAAAACGGGGUGGAUGUGAAGGCUCCAGCCUCCAAGCCAAGACCAGACCAGGUCGGGGAAGAUGAGCUCCAUCCCAAACAGGCAGAGAAAAGAGAAGGCCGGAGGCGACACAGAGAGCCCACGAUGGACUCCGCCAGCCACUCCAAGGGGAAGUCAAGUGAGAAAGCAGGAAAGCUGAGAGGGAGAAGGCUCCGGGAGGGCAGCGCUCCUCCAGUCUCUCCGGAAGAGAGUUCAGAUGGGCGCGGCCCCAGACCAGCCUCCGCCACGGCCAGCUCCACGGCCCCCCCUAGCCACUGCCUCCCUGUGGAAGGACGGCCUGAGGCUGACAAGGAACAGCCACCUCGCUGGACCACGCCUGGGCCUAGGGUGAUGGAGGGUGCUGCGGGGACUGACCUGGAGGCUCUGUGUGCAGUGGAGACUGGGACCCAGAAGCUACCUGGAGAUCAGCUGCUGCGUCCAGGGAGGAUGGACGGUGCAGCUCUCGGGGAACAGCCAGUUGGGCAGAAGGGAGCCUUGGCGAGGGGGCUCCGGAGACCGAGAGAGACCAAGGCAUUGGGUGUUUGCCAAGAGUCUGGGAGCACACCGGCGGACGACAGCAGUGGGGCCCACAGCGGGUCUGAGGAAGGCGUCUGGGAGGAGCUCGCGAGCCCCUUGGGUGCCCUGGGUUUUCCCAAGACUUCCAGCUCUCCAGUGGACAGCACCACCAGCGGCUGCCUCCAGGGCCUCCCGGAGAACCCAGACACCAAGGGUGGAGUCCAGGGGCCUGAGGGCCCCACUCCUAAAGCCCCCGGCUCCAGUGCGGAGGAUCCUCCAAGCUUGUUUGAUGACGAGGUCUCCUUCUCCCAGCUCUUCCCCACCGGCGGCCGCUUGACCCGAAAGAGGAACCCGAGGGUCUAUGGGAAGCGCUGUGAGAAGGCAGAGCCCCAGCUGCCUACCCAGCCCAGCGUGGAGGAGGGCCCCACACUCGGCCCAGCCUGCCUCCCCACGGACCUCAGCGACUCCGGCUCCCUCUGCCUCUGCCAUGAGGCUCCGUGGGAGGACGAGGACCCCACAGGCCUGCCUGAGUCCUUCCUCCUGGAUGGGUUGCUCAGCAACAGGGUGCCUGGCAUCGACCCCUGGGCCCCCAGCCUCAGCCUGUGGGCCCUGGAGCCUGGUGAGGAAGCCAGUGCAGAGAAGCUGCCUUCCCAUUGCCCUGAGGACGAUCAGCCCGAGGCCAUUCCCGAGCUGCACAUGGUCCCGGCAGCUUGGCGAGGACUAGAGCUGCCGGUCCCUGACAAUGACGCCUCCUCUUCUCUUGGAGACGUGAGCCCUGAGCCCCCCAGCCUGGAGAGAGAACGCUAUGACAGUGGGCUGCCCGGGAAUGCCCACCUGCUGCCGCUCCAGGCCGCGGACUUGGAGACACUGAGCUCCGAGUUUGAGAUGCGAGACCUGUGCUUUCUGGGACCCUUUGAAGACCCCACACGUCUCCCAACCGCCAGCUUCUUAGACUUCGAGGCCACGGCGAGCUCCCGGGGGCCACAGAACGGAAGGACGGAGGCGGCCACGGGGGCGGGGAGGGUCCAAGGCCGAGGGCGGCUGACCAAGGGCAAGCGGGCCUCCUACAAGUGCCGGGUGUGCUUCCAGCGCUUUCGCAGCCUGGGCGAGCUGGAUCUGCACAAGCUGGCCCACACGCCCGCGCCACCGCCCACCUGCUACAUGUGCGUGGAGCGCAGGUUCGGCUCGCGGGAGCUGCUGCGGGGGCACCUGCAAGAGAGACACGCACAGAGCAAGGCGGGUCCCUGGGCCUGUGGCAUGUGCCUGAAGGAGGUGGCCGACAUCUGGAUGUACAAUGAGCACCUGCGGGAGCAUGCCGCCCGGUUCGCCCGCAAGGGGCAGGCGCGGAGGUCUCUGGGGGACCUGCCCAGGGGCCUGCAGUGCGGCAGCGCCAUUGCCCAGCUCCUGAGCGGCAUCAUGGAACCCACCCCCAAACCUCACAGGGACAAGCACUCCGUUGGCAAGGCAAGUGGGAGCCCGGGAGACUCCUCGGGGCCGGAGGGAGAGGCCGGGAAAGACAGCAGGAGCGAGAGGGCGAAACCCGGCUGGCGCAGCACCCCCAGCCACCCAGACAGGGCCAUGACACCAGACAGCGUCUGUCCCAAAGCCCUGGCCAACCCGGGCAGCCCUGCAGCCUGCGAGAAGCCCGCUCCAGCCUGCAGCUCGGCCCUGCUCCCGGGUCCCGCCAAGACGACCCCCAUCCUGUCCCCAGACUCCUGGACCGGCGGGGAGCCCCUCCUGCAGGCCGUCCCAGUGCACGAGGCCUGCAAGGACCCCUCCCGCGACUGCCACCACUGCGGGAAGCGCUUCCCCAAGCCGUUCAAGCUGCAGCGCCACCUGGCGGUGCACAGCCCACAGCGCGUCUUCCUGUGUCCCCGGUGCCCCCGGGUCUACUCCGAGCACGGGGAGCUGCUGGUGCACCUGGGCGGGGUGCACGGGCUGCAGGAGCCGCUGGAGCUGCAGCACACACCACUCUACGCCUGCGAGCUCUGCGCCACGGUCAUGCACAUCAUCAAGAAGUCCUUCGCCUGCAGCUCCUGCAACUACACCUUUGCCAAGAAGGAGCAGUUUGACCGCCACAUGGACAAGCACCCCCGGAGAGGGCAGCAGCCCUUCACGUUCCGUGGUGUGCGGAGGCCGGGAGCUCCAGGGCAGAAGUCCCGGGCCCUCGAGGGCACACUGCCCAGCAAACGGCGCAGGGUGGCCAUGCCCGGCAGUGCCCCCGGGCCUGAGGAGGACAGCCCCACCCUGAGCGAGGGGUCCCUCCCAGCCCUGCUCCAGCUCUGCCCGGAGGUGGCUCCCAACACCAUCAAGGGAUGGCCCGAGACCCUAGAGAGGCCUGCAGACCCUGGGACCCUCCCGAUCAGGGGUUGCGAUCGGCCAUCUGACCACCAGGAGGGUCCCCCGCCGUCUCUGUCUCCCUACCCAGCUGCCUUGGCUGAGGGCAGAGGGGACUGCGAGCGGGACAGAGCCCUAGAGAGGCCAGAGGAUGAGGCUUCCGCAAGCAGCCCUGGGACUCUUCUCCAGCAAGCGCUUCCACUGGGGGCAUCUGUGCCACGGCCGGGAGCCAGAGACCAAGAUGCAGAGGGAAAGAGGGCUCCCCUCCUGUUCUCAGGGAAACGCAGGGCCCCAGCUGCCCGAGGCAGAGGUGUCCCUGACCAUUUCCAGCAAGAUCCUGCCCUGCUUACAAAACAGAAGCAGGUGUCCUCAAGCCACCUGGCGUCUGAGGGGGGCCCUGGAGGCCCCUUCCACAAGGGCAGUGCCACCAAGCCUGGGGGCUGUCAGAGCUCAUCAAUGGACAGGUCGGCAGCAUCCACCCCCAACAAAGCGCCCAAGUUCCCAGUGCAUCCAAGGAAGGUGGUGGGGAGCCUGGCACCCGGAGAGCUGGCCCAUGGCACAGAGAACGGGAUGAAGCCCGACACCCCCAAAGCCAAACCAGGCCCCAGCCCCCAGGGCAGUGGAAGCCCUCGGCCUGGCACCAAGACAGGCGGUGGCAGCCAGCCCCAGCCAGCCAGUGGGCAGCUCCAGAGUGAGACAGCCACUACCCCAGCCAAGCCUAGCUUCCCCAGCCAGAGCCCUGCACCAGACAGGCUCCUGCCUCGAGCGCAGGCCAAGAGCUGCACGAAGGGGGCAAGGGAAGCUGGUGAGCAGGGGACCCACGGGAGCCCAGGUCCCAAUGAGAAGGGAGAAAGCAGCAUGAAGAGGAAAAAGAGCCAGGCCCCGGGAGCAGCCAGGACUGAGAGUGUGGGGAGCUUCGGGAGAGCCCCCUCGGCCCCUGACAAGCCUCCCCGGACCCCUCGGAAGCAGGCAGCUCCCAGCCGUGUGCUCCCGGCCAAGCCCAAGCUCAACAGCCAGAAGAAACCCAGGCCACCGCCCUCAGAUCAGCAGAAGGCAGAGCCGGGCCACGUGCACAGAAAGGACAGACUGGGCAAGGCCUUCCCCCAAAGGCGACCCCCACUCAGGCCCCCCAAGAGAGGCAGAGCUGUCCACGGUGCUGAACCUGCAGAGCCACACACCCGCCGGACCGCCGAGGCCCAGAGUGACCUCCUUAGCCAGCUCUUCGGGCAGAGACUAACUGGAUUCAAAAUCCCUUUAAAGAAAGAUGUUUCUGAGUAAUUUAUAGGAGCAAGAGCCUGGGAGCAGAGCUGGGGGCGGCCAGCUCCAGCUCCCUGAGACGGUUCACUCUGUGGCCACUUGACUUCUUGUGCCCUGAUGUCAGAGCUGAGGUUGUGACACUUUGAACAGGGCCCAGGGUGGCCCUUUCUUGCUGGAAGGCUGCGGGUAAAAGAUGGGGCCACUGCAGCCCCUUUGAGACCACACAGCUGCUUUCUUGGUACCAAGUACUUGAAGAGACAGCACCUUAUCCCCCCCACCCACAGCCUUGUGCCCUGUUGGCAAGGCACCGACGCCAUAGAAGCCAAUAUUUGGAGAUUUGCACAGCCUCCCAUUCCCCAUACGAAGCAGGGAAGUAAGUCGAGGCAGCCAUGGGAUGAUGGCAGGUUCCCUCUUAGUCUUGCUGCUGCUGCUGGAGUUCCAAAGUGACCUAAGAAACCACGUAGGGGAAGGCAGCGCUCACCACUUAGAAGAGCUGCUUCUGAGCCGCCUGGUCCCCCAAGAGCACAACAGGCCUCCUCCCUCUGACCACAGGCUCGUGCCAGCCUCUGCUUGUGCUGCCACAGAAAAGCCCAUCUCUAGCGCACCUUGACCCCGGGAACCAGGUUACCAUGUGGAACCGGGAAGAAACAGCACCUGUGCCAGCUCCCAUGGGUCCUCCCGGUCCCCCCCCCCAGCCUCCAUGGCCGCCUCCUGGAGCCCACCUGCUGUACGGAGCUCUGGGCUCUGCCUAUCUGCAAUGUUACUCUGAAGUUUCUGGUGCUAUUUUGGUGUUGUAAUGUGAA
Messenger RNA from Sapajus apella (tufted capuchin), 13174 nucleotides. It is a transcript of the gene ZNF469, whose product is annotated as zinc finger protein 469. NCBI's taxonomy places the organism in Eukaryota, Metazoa, Chordata, Mammalia, Primates, Cebidae. Bases 120 to 12392 code for a protein of 4090 amino acids. The record is from RefSeq and is a predicted model, not a curated record. The transcript has a single exon.